ACGAGUUUAGUAGAAGGUGAAGGUCAAAGUAAGGAUUGUUGCUGUUCCAGAGAAAUUUAGCACGUGUAAAGUGAGAACAUAAUGCCUGGUAAAAAGAAAAAGCCUUUUAUUGAUAAGAAGAAUGCUGUGACCUUUCACCUGGUUCACAGAAGUCAAAAAGAUCCCCUACAAGCUGAUGAAGAUGCUCCAGAAAGGGUGUUGAUGCCUGCUAAUGAAAAGCACAAACAAGAGGAACAACAAAAAUAUGGAAUUUUCUUUGAUGAUGGGUAUGAUUACAUGCAACAUCUCAAGGAAGCAAAUGAAGCAUAUGAAUUGGAGGCUGUGGGCCCAUAUAAUCCUUACCUCAGCAUGGAAGAUGAUUUUGAACAAAACUACUAUGGCACAGAAGCUAAUGAGGGCGAAGAAAAUGACAGAAAGGUUAAAAUCCAGCUUCCUUCAUCUGUGUUUGCUUCUGAAGUUGAAACUGAUACUGGAAUGUUGAAUAAAGCUGAAACUGUGAUAGGUCCCAGACCAGACUUGGAUCCAGAUAUAUUGGCAGCAUUGGAUGAUGAUUAUGAUUUUGACAACCCAGACAACAUACUUGAAGAUGACUUUGUAACACAGGCCAAUACUGCAACAGAUAGUGAUGACAUAUAUUGGAAAGGUGAUGAUGAUGAAGAAGAAUAUUCUGGUAGUGACAUAGGCUCAGAUGAGCAGUUGUCAGAUGUUGGAAGUUUGGAAAAUUUUGAAACCAAAUCUCAUUUCACAAAUUACUCUAUGACAUCAUCAGUUAUAAGGAGGAAUGAAGGACUGACUUUGCUGGAUGAUAGAUUUGAGCAGUUGUACACAGCAUAUGGUGAUGAUGAAAUAGGGGCAUUGGACAAUGAAGAUAUUGAGGGCAGGUUGCAACAGGGAAGUGAAGUCCUGAAUGAUAUAUUGGACGAAUUUGAAAAGCAACAGGCACAAGUAAAAUUAAAAGAUGUUAUCGAAAAGGGGAAGGAUAAUGUUGAGAUUGAAACAGACUCAGAAGAAGAUGAUGGUGAUGAUGAUUUAGUUAAAAUGGUUAUGGAGAAGCCAGAUGAAAAAUGGGACUGUGAGACAAUUUUAUCCACAUAUUCUACAUUAUACAACCAUCCAAAAACCAUAGAAGAACCUACAAAAAAGGAAAAAGACAUUAAAUUUUCAAAGAAGACUGGUAUUCCUCUAGGCAUCUUACCUCAAAAAGGUUUGACUAAAAAACAAUUAGAAAAAGAGAUGGAUCAUGCAAAUAAAGGAGAUGUCGCAUGUACAUACAGGCCUAAAGAUGAAAGCACAGAUGAAAAGAGAGCCAGGAAGAAGGCAGUCAAAGAGCAAAGAAAAGAAAGAAGGGCAGAAAAGAAGGCCAACAAGGUAGCAUUCAAGGCUGAGCAGAUUAGACAAGAAAAAGAAUUAAUCAAUUUACAAAACAACCUACAAGGGGUAAAAAUUGUAUAACCAGUGCAUGGCUCCAGAAGUUGAAGGCCUUACUUUCAAAAACAUGUAUCACACAACUUGCACACCUCAUAUCAUGUCAAAAAACAUCAAACUGGUGCUUUAUAAUGUACACUUUUUGGAACUCUAAUAAGACAAGGGAGAGAUGGGGCCUGUUUUUCUAUCAAAAGACACAAACUUUGAAGGCCUUUGAUAUUUUUGUCAAACGCUGCAAAUUUUUCAAAAAGCAUAUAUUAUCUGAAAUACUUUUUUUAAAAAGUUAUUAAAAUAUGAAAUCAUUUGUUAGGAGAAUGAAAUCAUGUCGAUAAUAUCAAGACGUGGUGUUGCUUUAAUGGGAUUCAGAUGUCUUUUUCCUUUGGUUAUCAGCAGUAACUUAAUUAUAAAAAAAAUUGAAAUAUCAAAUUUACUUUUCCAAGAUAUUACUUGGAUAUAUUCUUAAUUUUUAACUUGGACCUGUAUUUUUCACUUUAAAAUUUUGCUGCAAA
Lingula anatina is the source of this 1934-nucleotide messenger RNA. RefSeq names its product protein LTV1 homolog. Lineage: Eukaryota; Metazoa; Brachiopoda; Lingulata; Lingulida; Lingulidae. The record is from RefSeq and is a predicted model, not a curated record. Gene Ontology annotation, biological process: ribosomal small subunit export from nucleus; ribosomal small subunit biogenesis. Gene Ontology annotation, cellular component: cytosol; preribosome, small subunit precursor; nucleus.